UAUUCCCCGGUCUUGCGCAGUCACAUCCACCGUCAUGGCGCUGGUUCGUUCCUUCUACAAUGUUUUCUUCAGGCGAACGUCUACUUUCGCCAUAUCCGUCAUGGUUGGAGCGGUACUCUUUGAACGGAUAUUUGACCAAGGUGGAGACGCCUUAUAUGAAUAUAUGAACCGCGGGAAACUGUGGAAACAAAUCAAACACAAAUACGAAACCGAAGAGGAAUAAUGUAGGACGCUGCCAAAGGGUCACCUAAGGCUGAACGUGCAACACGUCUGUCAACCAUCCAACACCCAUUCUUCUUCUGAUACUCCACACUAUAAAACUAUGGUCAACAUGGACACUGUGCUCCAAAUCCAUCUCCCGGCAGUUUCGGUUAUCUGUGGACGGACCGGUUCGAGCUGAGUACUGUCCCGACCACCGUGAAGAUGGAGCAGUGGUUCCUGUCACCCCCCACCAAACCUUCUGUCCUUUUGUUGUUUAUAUGUAAUACUCUCCUUGAUUUGGAUUGUACAUGGAUAAAGUAAAUAUGUAUUACACUGUCA
Cynoglossus semilaevis (tongue sole) is the source of this 540-nucleotide messenger RNA. It is a transcript of the gene uqcr10, whose product is annotated as ubiquinol-cytochrome c reductase, complex III subunit X. NCBI's taxonomy places the organism in Eukaryota, Metazoa, Chordata, Actinopteri, Pleuronectiformes, Cynoglossidae. The record is from RefSeq and is a predicted model, not a curated record. The coding region runs from base 35 to 223 and encodes 62 amino acids. The transcript has 2 exons. Gene Ontology annotation, cellular component: respiratory chain complex III. Gene Ontology annotation, biological process: mitochondrial electron transport, ubiquinol to cytochrome c.